UGAAGCUGGGUCGGUCGUAAGUCUUGGUCUCAGUCGCUCUUUUGAGGUGGAGUGGGGCAGUACCCUGCUCGGUCCCUUCGUCCCGUGCUGGUCCAAGGAGUGCCUUUCCUUUGCCAUGUUUGUGUUGUGCCUCUCCGCAUGUUGGAUUAUUCUGAAAAAUUGCCGUGUCCGUUAAAUCCGUUAAAACCGUUAGGCGGCGAAUGACGGAUGUGUUUUGGUUUAUUUCGGUUUUGUUUUUCAAUUUUGAAGUUCGUCUUACUGACGUGGAAUCUAUUGAUCUUAUAAGUGAAGAUCUUUUGAAGUGUCGUAGUGUUCCCUGGAUGAGAAAGAGCUAGUCCGAAAAUAGCAGAAAAAUAAGCCAAAGAGCAUCGGAAACUCGGCCAAGAUAAUCCUCAGUGAAAGCAAUCUGUUCACACAAUCUCAGGUUGAAGGCGAGUGACAGUGAUGGGCGUGAUGGCAGCGACAGACGCCACCCGAAGUGCUGUAGCAUAGGCCACCCACACCGCCCACUGCUAAUGAGCAAAAUCUCUCUCUCUCGCUCUCUCUCUCUCCUUUCUCUUGCAUCUCUCCGCCGUAUACAAAGCCACCGGCCACCGCUCUCUCGCCUCCAUUCCAGCCGAUGACGCUUGACCGGUAACAGAGAGCCUUUCGUGUGCAGGAUGCGAUGAGAGGCAGGUCGUCGCUUGUGUCUCCGUGGGUGUCACCUCCUUCAGGAUGCAGACUGCCUACGCCCGUAUGGUCUACGACCGCCACCAGCAGCGGCUGCAUCGGCGGGACGACGUGGAGGUGACUCGUGCGACCACCAUCAAACACUGGUUCAAGGAUGCGUGCAGAAAGCUCAUUGCGUUUAUGUUUACGCAGGUGGGCGUGUGCGGGCUCGUCGUCGCCUACAACAUCGUCGGCGCCUUCGCCUUCCGAGCCAUCGAGGGCGACCACGGCGACGGAACUCCCGAAGAACUGGCCAAGGACCUUCGGGAGCUGCUGGUGGGACGCCUGUGGAACGUCACCCUCAGGUUGAACGUGCUCGAGGAGGACCAGUGGAGGAAGGAGGUGGUAGGGGCGCUCGAGGAGUACCAGGGCAGAGUGGUACCUCUGGUGAAGACGAAAGGGUACCGGGGUGUUCAUCCGACGGAGGCCUGGUCGUUCUCGGCGAGUUUGAUGUACUCGCUCAGCGUCUACACGACUAUAGGCUACGGCAACAUGACUCCCCGCACAGAAUGGGGCAAAAUCACCACCAUCCUUUACGCUAUCGUCGGCAUGCCCCUUAUGCUCCUCUACAUGUCCAAUGUCGGGGAGAUUCUAGCCAAAGCGUUCAAGUUCCUCUACUUCAGGGCUUGCAGGUGUGACAUCGGGUCCCUCGGCUACUACAGGUCAGCGAGCGGUACAAUCAGACCCGUGACUGCUUCCCCGUCGAGAGGCAACGCUCUAAAGGCGUCGUCGGGAGAGAAACCUCGGCCGCGGACCAUCCCUAUCACGUGGUGUCUCCUCGUCAUAGCCAUCUACGUGUUCUGCGGCGGCCUCGUGUUCUCGCAGUGGGAGCGGUGGUCGCUGCUCGAUGCCUGCUACUUCGCUUACAUUUCCCUCAGCACCAUCGGGUUCGGCGAUCUGGUUCCGGGUCGCACAGUAGCGGGCCUAGACGAUGCCAAGCUGGUCGAAUCGCAACAAAUCAUCUGCACCAUUUACCUGCUCGUGGGAAGCGCUCUGGUGGCCAUGUGCUUCAACCUCAUGCAGGAGGAGACGAUCGAGAACCUCAAGAGCUUUUGGAGAAACUUGGGUUGUCUUAGAAGGAGGGAGGUUGAGGACCCGGAUGUUGAGCUCCGCGAUCAUAUUGAAGGGGACGGCGGUUGAGGUUGAUAUUGAGGAUGUCUGUCUGUUUGUUUGUCUGUCUAUCUGUCUGGUUCUGGCUCUCUCUCUCUCUCUCUCUCUCUCUCUCUCUCUCUCUCUCUCUCUCUCUCUCUCUCUCUCUCUCUC
Molecule: messenger RNA, 1971 nt
Organism: Penaeus chinensis
Lineage: Eukaryota; Metazoa; Arthropoda; Malacostraca; Decapoda; Penaeidae
Product: potassium channel subfamily K member 18-like
Exons: 6
Coding region: 715-1848 (377 amino acids)
Biological process (GO): stabilization of membrane potential; potassium ion transmembrane transport
Cellular component (GO): membrane
Molecular function (GO): potassium ion leak channel activity
Source: RefSeq, a predicted model, not a curated record